CAUUUACUUCGCUAGUAAAUAAUGGCGGCUUCAUGUAGGGCGUAAUAUACCGUAGCAAUCCGACUAAUCUUCUAUUAAACAUGCAUAUCCGUAACAACUCGUAGCAUUUGAUGACGCAUAAGUCAUUUGACUUCAUGUUGGUUGUGAAAAUUUGAAGAGUGAGGCCAUUUUAAAGAAUGGAGCUGAGGGUAGGCAACAAGUACAGGCUUGGGAGGAAAAUAGGAAGUGGAUCCUUUGGUGACAUAUAUCUAGGAGUGAACAUCAUCAAUGGAGAGGAGGUAGCAAUCAAAUUAGAAUGCGUGAAGACGAAGCAUCCGCAGCUGCACAUAGAGAGCAAGUUCUACAAGAUGAUGCAGGGAGGAGUGGGCAUUCCAGCAAUAAAGUGGUGCGGCGCCGAGGGCGACUACAAUGUCAUGGUGAUGGAGCUACUCGGUCCUAGUCUCGAAGAUCUCUUCAACUUCUGCAACCGAAAGUUCAGCCUGAAGACGGUCCUACUACUAGCUGACCAGAUGAUUAGUCGAAUUGAAUACAUACACUCCAAGAACUUCAUCCACCGGGACAUCAAGCCAGACAACUUUCUCAUGGGUCUGGGCAAGAAGGGCAAUCUUGUGUACAUAAUAGACUUUGGACUCGCCAAAAAAUAUCGUGAUCCGCGCACGCACCAGCACAUACCCUACCGGGAGAACAAGAACCUGACGGGCACGGCUCGAUACGCCUCCAUCAACACUCACUUAGGGAUAGAGCAAAGUCGGCGCGACGACCUGGAGUCGCUGGGCUACGUGCUCAUGUACUGCAACCGCGGCAGCCUGCCCUGGCAGGGCCUCAAGGCCGUCACGAAGCGGCAGAAGUACGAGCGCAUCAGCGAGAAGAAGAUGUCGACGCCCAUCGAGGAGCUCUGCAAGACCUACUCGUCCGAAUUCGCGACCUACCUGAACUUCUGUCGUUCGCUGAAGUUUGACGACAAGCCCGACUACAGCUACCUGCGUCAGCUCUUCCGGAACCUGUUUCACCGACAGGGAUUCACCUACGACUACGUGUUCGACUGGAACAUGCUGAAAUUCGUUAUUGCAGUGCCGCCGUCGCCGCACGCGAUCCAGGAGCCGCUCGACGCCCGCCGGCCGAUCGCCCGCGGCGCGCACCACAGCCGCCCGCUGCCGCCCAACGACACGGCGGCGCCCUCUAGUCCGCCGCGCGCGCCCGCCGCGCACGCCAUGGCCGGGAUGAGCAGCCUGCGGCGUGGCGCGCGGGCCCCGGACCGCGACGCGGGGCUGCACAAGGGCCCGUAUCGGACGUACGUGCCGCAGAGGUAG
Molecule: messenger RNA, 1310 nt
Organism: Priapulus caudatus
Lineage: Eukaryota; Metazoa; Priapulida; Priapulimorpha; Priapulimorphida; Priapulidae
Product: casein kinase I isoform delta-B-like
Exons: 8
Coding region: 177-1310 (377 amino acids)
Biological process (GO): peptidyl-serine phosphorylation; endocytosis; signal transduction
Cellular component (GO): cytoplasm; nucleus
Molecular function (GO): protein serine/threonine kinase activity; ATP binding
Source: RefSeq, a predicted model, not a curated record